Molecule: messenger RNA, 747 nt
Organism: Schizophyllum commune H4-8
Lineage: Eukaryota; Fungi; Basidiomycota; Agaricomycetes; Agaricales; Schizophyllaceae
Exons: 5
Coding region: 97-510 (137 amino acids)
Source: RefSeq, a predicted model, not a curated record
CAAGCCAUUCAGACUGCCACCCGCGCCUCUGCGCGCACUGCGUUGAGGGCUGCCGCGACCAGGAGCGGCGCGGUGGGUGUGAGGUACAGCAGCACCAUGCACGACAACGACCCGAAGACCUUGGAGCUCGAGAAGCAGCGCAACCUCGCUGGCAAGCAGCACCACAGCGCGUCCGCCCCACACGAAGAGCACGCUCCGGGCUGGAACGAGCACCUCGCAUCCGCGUCGGAAGCGUCCGUCAAGGCCGACCAAGCCCCGCACGGCGACCCCGCCGAGAUGCAGCGCAAGACCAUCGACGGCAUCAAGCGCCGCCACAUGCACGACGACAGCUCCGAGCCCACCACCGCCUCCUUCUCGCGCGACUCCGUCGAGGGGCCGUUGUCGCAGGGUGGCGCCAAGGAGUUCGUGAAAAAGACCGUGCACGAGGAGACUACUGAAGUUGUCAAAGAUAAGAACUUCAACCCGACGAUGGCCGAGGAGUUCGUGAAGGCCGACCGGGGAGAUCUAUGAGCUGGGUCGAAGAACGUUGGAUUGGAGCGGGUAGCGUCAAGUUGGAGCAGUCGCUGAAUCUGUAUCAUCCUCGCACGAAGCCUCGAAUUAACCAUGUACCAUAGUCAAAUCAGGACUUACCUUCGCAUGCACAAGUUACCUACCUUUACCAUGUACUAUACUCUUGCCAGUCGCUCGAAUGUCACUGUGCUCUAGUCUUCCAGCGCACUCGUCCGUCUUCGAUUGUGGUAUGCGAGG